AUGUGGGCCAAUCACGAACAAGCGGAUGUGGCUUGGCAAAUUGGUACUAUGCCGCUUAAUGAACACAAAUUUAUAUCGCUGACUGGCACUCUUGAGAUGCCUGAUGACGAAUUUGCUGUUACAAGACUGAAAUCUGGACAAACAUCAUCAUUAAUUACAGAGCCCAUUCGUUGCAUCAUUGGCCGAGCAACUCUUACCUUUAGGUAA
This is a messenger RNA of Gongylonema pulchrum, 207 nucleotides long. The record is from the annotation of a GenBank genome assembly. Lineage: Eukaryota; Metazoa; Nematoda; Chromadorea; Rhabditida; Gongylonematidae.